UGGGCCGACUGCACCAGGAAGAGCCUUCAGCAUGCUCCAAGUUCCCUUCCAAGAAACAUCACCAGUUUGGACCUCUCCUUCAACUCUUUGGUCAUGCCCCGUCACAGGACUCUCCUGAUGCAUUUCCCUUUCCUGCGCUCUCUCAACCUCUCUAGCAAUGCCAUGCCAGUGCUGAGCCCAGCAGUCUUUUCCAACCUUGGGGCAUUGCGUCUGCUGGACCUCAGCAGCUGCAGCAUCACCUACCUCCACAUGGACACUUUUGAGGGCCUGGGAAACCUGAACACACUGCUCCUAAGAAACAACAGCUUGCAAGACCUUGAUGCCCCUUUUCUCCUGCCACUGAAGACUCUUUUCCACCUGGACCUGCAGCACAACUCGCUGGUCUCUGUGGACACUUGGAGCCUGCAGCUGAUGGAGGCAGUCCCACAGGUCCAUCUGGAAGGGAAUCCCUGGGUCUGUGACUGCACUGUGGAGCCUCUGCAGCGGUGGCUGCAGCGCAGGCAAGCUCUGCAGGUGACCUGCAUGUCACCCCCGGGGCUAUGGGGCCAAGAGAUCGCAGCUCUGGAUUCCCAGGACCUGGGCUGCCAGAUGAAGCACCGUUUUCCUCGUGGGCUGAGCACAGCACAGCAGAUCACAGUGACCCAGAAUGACACCACCACACCGCCUGCCGGGAAGGCAGGAAGGAGCUGGCAGUACCUGGUGGGCUUCGUGGUGGCAGCAAUCGUCCUCUCCGUCCUGAUUGCGCUGGUUGCCAAGUGCAAGCUCGCACACAAGAAUUUCGCCAGCUACCGCCACCGGCCGCUGCCUGAAGUCAGCUCCAUCGGAGGCAGCCCCAUGGAGGAGACCAGCAGCUGGGGCAGGGGCUCCUGGGGGAGUAACUCCAUGCCUGGUUCUGCCGACCUGCAAGCUGAGGAUGAUGAUGGCUUCAUCGAGGACAACUAUAUCCAGCCCAGUGAGCAGCUGCCGGAGAAGGAGGGGCGGCAGUUUCAUACCUCCAUCUGA
Messenger RNA from Acanthisitta chloris (rifleman), 1002 nucleotides. RefSeq names its product TLR4 interactor with leucine rich repeats-like. NCBI's taxonomy places the organism in Eukaryota, Metazoa, Chordata, Aves, Passeriformes, Acanthisittidae. Bases 94 to 1002 code for a protein of 302 amino acids. The record is from RefSeq and is a predicted model, not a curated record. Gene Ontology annotation, molecular function: protein binding. The transcript has 3 exons.